Molecule: messenger RNA, 2952 nt
Organism: Torulaspora globosa
Lineage: Eukaryota; Fungi; Ascomycota; Saccharomycetes; Saccharomycetales; Saccharomycetaceae
Gene: REG1
Product: protein phosphatase regulator REG1
Exons: 1
Coding region: 1-2952 (983 amino acids)
Biological process (GO): cellular response to glucose starvation; protein catabolic process in the vacuole
Source: RefSeq, a predicted model, not a curated record
AUGGGAAGUGAAUCAGCUGCGUACUUUGCAGAUCAUAAUCAGCCACAGUUGGAGAGGCAGAAGUCGAAUAGUGCCCCCACGACGCCGACCUUUAAUGGAUCGGCAAAUUCAGGCAAUGGCAACAACAGUAAAACAAACGGCAGUUAUGGGGACGACGAUAUGGGGCCAUCAGUUUCGAUGGCGGUUCAGGCGGAUGACGAUGCAAGUUUUGAGAGAUCCACUUUCAAUUUGAAAAGAACCAGAUCCAUGGGCUAUUUUGAUGACUACAUUGAUCCCACAAAGAAGCUAUUGGGGAAGUCAUCGACCAGCGAGGGCGGUAUAAGCAAGGAGCAGGACAACCCUGAAGCGUCGGAGAACUCUGACGAAUACGAUGACGACUACAACACUGACAGUGAUAGUGGUAGUUACAGCGAUAAUGACGAGAAUGACAAUUUUGAAAACGACGAAGAAGAAGCAGACCGGGAUGAAUAUGAGUCGCGACCCCGCGCACUGUCACCUUCCGUAUCGCCGCCGCCGGCUGAUGCCGACACGCUUCUUCUGCCGCAGGAUGACAACGAUUUAAUGAGAGAGCCUGAAAGGCAUGUGGACUAUCUGUCGCAUAAUUGGAAUGAAUGGGACAUUUCAAAAUCGUGGAAGUAUAUUAUCCUGAAGAAAAAGAAGCGGGCCGAAGACCUUGUCAAUGCAGCUCGCCUGGAGAACGCUUCAUGGAGGACAUGGGCAAAGGCAAGGAAUCAUUUAAAAACCGUCUUGCCAGAGAUUGUUAAUUGGUCGAAAGACUCCGACGUUACCUGGUUAUAUGGUCCGAUUGUCCGUGAUCGGGACGAGGAUGAUGCCAGUGAUGUUGAGAGAGGUUAUGGUUCAGACGAUGAAAACUCUAAGAGAAUAGCGGCACCAGCAAAAGUUGUACUGAAAAAAACACCAAAUUCACCAACUCCCAAACCGAUCCUGAAAAAGAGAACUGUUUCGGAGAUUUUAGCCGAAAACUCUCAAUGGAAACUCAACGAGGUAAAGAAACUGAUCAACGAAAUGAAACAUGCGUCUGUUGUAAUGGAUCCCUAUGGAGGUGUUAAGGCUUCGAAAGAUGUAUACGAUGAUUAUGAUGCCUUGGCGGCCAAAGUCAAUGCUCAAUAUUACCGCAGCAGUCAAGCGCAAGGUUCGCAGGCUAUAGAUACUAACUCAUCUAAAAAGGUGUCUGACCUGAUAUCAAGGAAAUUUGGCUCGAAUGAUCGAUAUGCGGACAGCCAACACGCACAAUCUAGGCAUGCUGCGCGCGAGGAAAGAAAAUCCGACGAAGACGGUCAACCUUCAAGUGAGCACAUCGAAAGCCCGUUUACAUUUUUGAAAUCAAACUUCAAGACUGAGAAGUCAAACAAAACCAGACAUAUACAUUUUAACGAUAGAGUUGAACAGUGCAUGGCAUUAGCCACACCCACGUCCGAUAGUGAAUACACUGAUGAUGAAAAUGAAACUUAUUUUUCAAAAUCAAUCAGGAAAGAAGCCACUUCAAAAAAUGAGGAUGCAUUACAAUCUGCUGAGAGCAGUGACUCAUCAUCUUCCGGGGAUGAAAGUGAUGAGGAUGAGGAUAAUGCAGGGCUAUUUAUUAACCCAACCAUAUCUCGAAGAACCGAGUCGAAUAGUCACUACACAGAUAGUUCUUCUCAAAACUCAUCGGUACAUUCUAGGUUACCCCUGAACCCCAUCAUUAAACUACUGCCGGCGACAACUUUGAACUAUGGAUCUGACGAGGAGGAUCCAGAUAACGAGGAAUACAAUGGUUACGGUAAUGCAGUCUCGCACAAUGUGAAUACCUACAGAGGUUAUGACUACAUGUAUGAUUACAACUCUGUGUAUACCGGUGAUACUUCGAGUUUUCUUCCGGUGGAAGGUUGCGAUGUUAUAGACGUGCCUGAUGGUAUUGAUCUUCAUGCAGCUAUGGCUGCUGACAGCGCAUCAACGUAUGAAAUAGGCCAUGCAGUUUCACCGAGCAAUGGGGAACCCAGCCGAUAUAGUAAGCAAUUAGGAACCCAUAAUCUCUUUUACGAUUCAUCACAAAGCAGUGACUCGGAUAGUGAAGAACAGUUCAUUGAAGACUCGCAAUACCGAAGCAGUGACGAUGAAGAUGAUGGUUUGUCAUUGAAAAGAACUGCUUCUUUCGGGAAGAACGGAAAGACAAACUCACUUAGAGACUUGACAAACUCUGCUUCUAGUACAUCUUCCCAACCUGUUAAAACGCGCAGCUUUAUCACAGGUAAAGCUGUCAAUGCAAUUGACAAAAAUCAGGAAAGAUCUACCGCACAAGAGCAUGCUGCUAAUGGGAAAAAAGGAAUGAGACCACGCUAUUUGAAGCGCAACUCCUCGUCAUCAAGCUUUAUAUUCAACUCGGACAGUGAUGAAGAAAGUGAAGACGAUGAAGACGGAUCAGAUGCAGCUAUUCCUGUUGAACAGAGGGCUCCAAUAAAGUCUGAUAAAACGGAUGAAAACGUUGUCGGUUGUAGGAAAUCUUUCUCGAAUUCCAGGCAGUCAAAACCUGUUCCACCGCAAAGUACUGUGGUAUCUUCAGAUCCUAGGACCUUCGCGCCGCCAAUACCAUCAUCUCAAGUGUCAGAUAUGUCUAAGAGUCUACGACUUAAGAAUUCAUCAUCGCUCGCGGAGGUUGGAGCCAGCGACGUGGCUAUCGCUGGCAGCUUUUCACCGAGGUCUGAUUCUGUUAAGUCAGUAGUCUCUAAUCAGGGAAUUGUCAAUAAAACAUCCUCUAAUGAGUUACGCGAAAUGAACGAACAUCUGGAAGCAUAUCACUUGGAUGACCAAAACGACGCAACUGACGACGAUGCGAAUGAAAGCAUUCAAAAAAUGAUGCUCAAUGCCCGCGAGCUUGCGCAGAAGUACUUGCAUUCGUGGAAAAAACCAGAUGGUAAACAGGAUGACUCUAACGCAGGUUCAAUCGGUACAUGA